Umbelopsis ramanniana AG is the source of this 902-nucleotide messenger RNA. RefSeq lists its product as uncharacterized. The record is from RefSeq and is a predicted model, not a curated record. Gene Ontology annotation, cellular component: endoplasmic reticulum membrane. Bases 194 to 862 code for a protein of 222 amino acids. The transcript is spliced from 5 exons. Gene Ontology annotation, molecular function: 3-hydroxyacyl-CoA dehydratase activity. Lineage: Eukaryota; Fungi; Mucoromycota; Umbelopsidomycetes; Umbelopsidales; Umbelopsidaceae. Gene Ontology annotation, biological process: very long-chain fatty acid biosynthetic process; sphingolipid biosynthetic process; fatty acid elongation.
ACUGACUGUAAUGAUAGGGACGAUAUAGGUUACCCGGGUAGUCAUUAUCGCGUGCCUGGUGGCUUAUUUACCUCCCCCAACAAAGCCGGCAGGUAACGUUCAGCUGAAUUCCAAAUUUUGGGUGAGGUUCAUUCACCGGGAGGUUGGGCAGAGUCGAAGAAUCUGUCAACCACUUUUUUCUGUUCCAUUAGAAAUGGCCCCCCAAAAGAAAGAAACGAAAGCACAGAACAAAGGUCCUCAGGGCCUGAUCAAGGCUUACCUUAUGGCCUACAAUCAAAUCUCUUUCUUGGGAUGGUCUUGGAUUCUUGUAUUGGCCAUCAAGGAACUUGUUGAAAACGACUUCAACUACACUGGUGUCUUCAAUGCUGUCUGGAAGUACCUUCCUGCUGUCCAAACGGCUGCUGCCCUUGAAAUCAUCCACGCUGCUCUAGGCUGGGUUAGAUCCUCCGUGGCAACUACCUUCACGCAAGUUUUGUCUCGAGUGUUUCUCGUUUGGGGUGUCAACUUCCUUUUCCCUGAGAUCCACACUCACUGGUCGUUCACCACCAUGGUAGUCUCUUGGUGCAUUGCUGAAUGUGUUCGUUACGCCUACUAUUUCUUCAACUUAGCUGGCGGUGUGCCCAGCAUCGUUAACUGGCUUCGUUAUACCUUGUUCUUUGUCCUAUACCCCACUGGAGCUGGAUCAGAGGUUCUCAUGAUGUAUGUCAGUUUGCCAUACGCAAAGGCUUGGAAUGAGUACUAUUACUACCUCUUGAUUGUCCUCAUGUUGGUCUACAUUCCUGGUCUCCCAAUUAUGUAUGGCCAUAUGAUUGGACAGAGAAAGAAGUACCUCAAAGCACAAAAGGAGAAGAAGACCCAGUAAUCGUUAUAUAUAGAGAACGUAAAUGUUGCCAUAUUUUUGG